AGAGACCAAAACAACCUGCAGUUCUGCUGGAAUUGAGAGGGACACUGGACUCAUAACGGACACCGUUCACAGAACCCACCUGCGCGUCGUUCCGUCGCGUUACCGCACCGCUGACAGCAGCCCGAAUCCGGAGCACCUGCGUCUCCAUCCGCUCUCCACAUGUACAAAAUGGAUUACUCGUAUCUGAACACGUAUGACUCGUGCAUGGCGGCGAUGGAGGCGUCGGCGUACGCGGACUUUAACUCGUGCAGUCAGGCGAACACCUUCCAGUACAACCCGAUCCGGAGCAGCUUCGCGUCAAACCCGGGAUGCGCGCCGCUCGCCUCGGCCAGCUGCACCCUGGGCGCGCUGAGAGAACACCAGCCGGCGCCCUACUCCACAGUUCCGUACAAGUUCUUCUCGGACCCGUCCGGUCUGAACGAGAAACGGAAGCAGCGGCGGAUCCGCACGACCUUCACAAGCUCUCAGCUGAAAGAGCUGGAGCGGGUGUUCGCGGAGACUCAUUACCCGGAUAUUUACACCCGAGAAGAGCUCGCGCUGAAGAUCGACCUCACGGAGGCCAGAGUACAGGUGUGGUUCCAGAACAGACGGGCCAAAUUCCGUAAACAGGAACGUGCCGCCAACUCUAAAGGAAACGCCGGCAACACCUCCGGCGGAAAGAAAUCUGGAGAGAACCGCUCUUCAUCAGAGGAUGAUGAGUCUAAAGAGUCCACCUGCAGCCCGACGCCCGACAGCACGGCGUCUCUGCCCAGUUCUGGAAACAUGGGGAGUCCCGGGGCGAGCAGCCUCAGUCCCAGCCCGGUCUCGGGGUCUUCGGCCGCCUUCACCAACACCUCCAUCUCACCCUCCAUCCAUCAGGGGCUCAAGACCUCGCCGUGGCCCAGCAUCGGCUCCACCGGAGCGGGCGGUCUGACCCCUGGUGCCGCCCCGAGCCCGGACCUGCUGAAAGCCUGGCAGCCUGCGGACAGUAUGGCGUCCGGCCCGUUUGCAGGAGUUCUGUCUUCAUUCCACAGGAAACCGAACACAAUCAAGACCAACCUCUUCUAG
Xyrauchen texanus (razorback sucker) is the source of this 1047-nucleotide messenger RNA. It is a transcript of the gene phox2a, whose product is annotated as paired like homeobox 2A. The record is from RefSeq and is a predicted model, not a curated record. NCBI's taxonomy places the organism in Eukaryota, Metazoa, Chordata, Actinopteri, Cypriniformes, Catostomidae. Gene Ontology annotation, molecular function: RNA polymerase II transcription regulatory region sequence-specific DNA binding; DNA-binding transcription factor activity, RNA polymerase II-specific. The coding region runs from base 160 to 1047 and encodes 295 amino acids. The transcript has 3 exons. Gene Ontology annotation, biological process: regulation of transcription by RNA polymerase II.